UGAAACCUUUUCAGGAAUAGACCUUACACCCUUUGCAACAUGUUUUUGGAUGGAAGUUUCUGGGAGAAGGCGUGGCCCUGACCUUGCCAUGUGUUCCGCUGAUGCCACGGUCUACUGUCAGCCGUGUGGAGAGGGCGGGAAACGCGCUGUGGCUCAUGGGUUCUGUCAGACCUGCGAGGAAUACAUGUGUGGUCCUUGUAUUGAGGCCCAUAAGAGGUUCAAGCUGUCCAGGAACCACAAAAUGUUAUCCAAAGAUAAGAUGCCGACAUUCUACCCGUCCACCAAGCAGUCUGACAUUGGCGAAACUGAAUACUGUAAAUCUCAUUCGAAGGAGAUGAUCAAGUUUUUUUGCCCGAACCACGGCGACCUUGGCUGUGGUGACUGUGUAGUCAUCGCUCAUCGCACGUGUAAAGUCGACUACAUCGCUGAUGUCUCUAAAGGUUUCGUCAAUGAGAACGAAUUCAAAAGGUUGGAACCAUCUAUUAAACGAGCUGAAGAUAUUCUAUAUCAGAACAUAAGUAACGCCGAGAAACUUCUGUACGAGGUAGUAAACCAGUCUAAGUAUGAGAUUGACAGACUGAGAAAAUUCCGGGAAGAAAUCAACACUUACCUGGACCGCCGCGAGAAGGAACUGCUCGACAACCUCAAGGAAGUGAAGACCAAGGAUGAAAACGACUUGACUGCACUAAAGACUGAUUGUAAAUCGGUGAUGACGGCACUUGAGGCCAUGAGGAAUGAAAUGUCUUCAAUUGACGUCUCGGUAAACCAGCGUUACUUGGCGGCAAGGCGGGCCCAGAAUGAGCUACGGGGACUUCAUGUCGAGAUGGGGAAGAUGGCUGGUAGGAUGAAGGCCCGGAAGUACCGGUUUGUUAAGGACGCGGACACGGAGCGGCUGCUGGGAACGAAAAAAGGCUUUGGAACACUGGACGUGGCGGGAGAGUUUCGGAGGGAAAGUACUAUUCCAGUUUCUGGCCACUCUACCGUGACAUGGAAGAAGGAAGUUGACAUCCCGGUCAGAGAGGCACAGGACAAGGACACCUGCUGGAUCACCGGCUCCGUCCUGCUUUCUUCUGGUCACCUUCUUCUGGCUGACUGCAAGAACAACAGUGCCAAACUGGUAGACGUCACCAACCGUAUCGUCACGUCCCGCAUCCAGCUGCCAAGCGGCCCCUGGGACGUAUGUACGCUUCCUGAUGACCAGGCCGCCAUUACUCUCCCGAACACUUCCAUGAUUCAGCUGCUGUCAACAAUGGGAGGACAGUUGUCGUGUGAAAAGCUUCAACACCACCGACCCUGUACGUGUCUGACCACACUGAACACACCGUUAUCCAGCUGUCCCUGGAUGGGAAGGUCCAACAGAAGUACCGAGACAAGCUCAAAUAUCCAAAGUCCAUGGUGGAGAUAGGGCCUGGCCAGGUGCUCGUGUGUGGGCAGGUCAGCGGCAACGUUAUGCUGCUUACGGAGCGGGACGACAAGAUGACCGAAAUUCUGGGACAGAAGGACGGACUGACCCAUCCAUACUCCAUUUCUUUUUGUCUUUACACUCGUUCCAUAUUUAUCGGGAUGUUAAAAAAUGACUCACUGAAGGUAUUUAAUGCAAACUGACAGUGUUUCUCUCUCAGUCGUGAUUUCCCUUCCCUGGCAGAAAUGUCCAUGUAUUCAAUAAUGAUUGAGCAACUUAAUACUGAAUGCAAUAAUAUUUUAUUUUCAACAUUCCUCAAAAAGUAUUUUUGUAAACGUUUUUUAUGAAAUUAAAUAUCCAUUAAUAAUUAUGUCAAUGUAAAAUUUGAAUGACUAAGUAUAUAGUGAAAGAAAAGGUAUGUGAUAAGCCAGAAAAGCUAUUGGAAAUUAAUGACAAGUACAUUAUAUCUAAUAAAUGUUAACCGUAUUUUGCAGUUUUGUUUUGCAUUUGAAAAAGAAUUGCAAAUUAGAGUCACUGUUAUAAUACUAUCCAUCAAGUCAUGAAUAAGGUGUUUUGGGUGUUUAUUAUUUUUGUUUCAC
This is a messenger RNA of Mya arenaria, 2001 nucleotides long. Its product is annotated as protein wech-like. NCBI's taxonomy places the organism in Eukaryota, Metazoa, Mollusca, Bivalvia, Myida, Myidae. Gene Ontology annotation, molecular function: protein binding; zinc ion binding. The coding region runs from base 50 to 1405 and encodes 451 amino acids. The transcript has 4 exons. The record is from RefSeq and is a predicted model, not a curated record.